CAAGUAAAACAAAAAUGUUACUAAAUUUAAUAUAUCUAGAAGUAAAAAGGUAAUAAUUUUAUGAGUGUGUUACAGUGAAUAAAGAGCAAAAGAGAAAGUUCAGGGAGGCAGUAAUCGAAGGCCAAUGGACGCAACAAGUGAUUCCGAUGUUCGAACAAAGCAAUUCCUACCACAAGACCCAAAUCAAAGGCAAAGGCACGGCGUUGCACGUGGCGGUGAACAACGGCAACGCCGACGUUGUGCGGAGGCUCGUGGAAGCGGUGGUGCAGCACGAAGGAGCAGCAUCUGGAGGAGAAGAAGGAACCAGCGCCUUAGCAACGAGGAACGAGCAAGGGGCGAGUCCUCUGCACCUCGCUGCGCGGCGAGGGUUCGAUGAGAUCUGCAAGUGCAUCAUCGGAGCCGGUGGCGAAAGGAGGAGUUUGAUGUGUGUUAGGAAUGAGAAAGGCGAGACGCCUCUCUUCUCCGCCGUGAAAACACGGCAGUUGAAAACGUUUGCCUUGCUCUAUCAGUUGUUUCCCAAUGAUACCAAUCUUGCCAUUAGAAACAAGGAUGAUAGCAUCCUUCACAUUGCAAUUCGAAGAGAAUUUUUAGAUAUGGCAGUUAUAAUAGUGCAUUGCUAUCCUGUACUUUUGGACUUGCGGAACGGUGAUCAAGCCACUCCUCUUGAAAUUAUUGCAGCUAGGCCUUCUGCGUUCAAGAGUGGAACUUAUCUCACUUGGGGGAAGCGAAUUCUGUAUCACUGUAUAUAUGUAAAACCUCUGGAUGCAAAGACUGCAAUGAAACGGUAUUUGACGUCUGAGGGCGUUGGAAAAAAUCGUAACAAAGCAAGCUCCUCCAUUAUAGAGAAAGAUAAGAGUCAAGUAGCAAUACAACUAGGCCCAGUUGAUACCUCCCAAGCAAUAUCAGAAAAAGAAGACUGUGCACGAUAUGCAGAUAUUAAUGUCCUCUGUUUUCAGUUUGCAGACAUAAUUCAAAAGUUAGUGUUCAUAUUCUGUCUUCCUUGGCUAUCACUAUUGGGCAUCUCAAUAGCAGACUUGGUGGCAAUAUAUAAGUUGAAGCAGAAGCACACAUGGGCUAGUCAGCUGUUGAACAAAUUUAUGGAAAACCCUUAUCAGUCAUACAUGGGAAUCGACGGUAAUAAUCCACUGCAUUAUACGGAAGAUCAUGAUGAAGAAAAAGAUGAUGAAGAAGGGAAACUCUGGGAUGUUAUAAACCAAAUACGUGAACAAAGGGAUUCUCUAAAUAAGGUGCCAGGUAGCUCAAAGCAGAAGGCACAACAAAGUGGAAAAAAGGAAAAUUAUUCUGAGGCACCACAAGAAAAUGAAAAGAUAGAAAAAUAUGUGGAUUCACAAAAUAAGGAGUCAGGUAGCUCAAAGCAGAAGGCACCACAACAAAAUGAGAAGAAAGAAAAAUAUGACCCAAAAGAAACAGCAUUUUUGGCUGCGGCGAAAAAUGGCAUAGUUGAGAUUGUGCUUGAACUUCGGAAUAAUAUAGAAAGUGUUGUCCAUGACACUAACUCUAACAAGCAGAAUGUAUUGCUUGUGGCAGUGAAGAACAGGCAACCCUAUGUUGUUGUGGAACUGAGGAGAAAUUUAAAGUCAAACGGUCAUAUUAGACAGUUUGAUAGCCUAACUUUCGAAACAGAUAAUGAAGACAACAAUGUGCUACACAUGGCAGCAGGUUCAGUGAGCAACAAGGAAAAAACUUGGCAAAUAGCUGGCGCUGCCAUGCAAAUGAUGUGGGACAUAAAGUGGUAUCAGUACAUCAAAUCGCUAGCGCCGGAGCAUUUGGCGUGUAGGACCAACAAAGAUGGCAAAACCCCUGGAGUAGUCUUUCAGGAGCAACACAGAGAACUCGUGAGCGAGGGUUCUGGGUGGCUCAAGGACACGGCGGAGUCCUGCUCUGUCGUGGCGGCGCUCAUAGCAGGUGUCUCCUUCGCGACCGCGAGCACUGUCCCGGGCGGAAACAACCAGGACUCCAGCCACCCUGACUUGAAUGGCCGACCUGCAUUGGAAGGAAAACCUGCAUUCGACACGUUCGCCAUAGCUUCCUUGGUUGGACUCUGCUUCUCAGUCACUGCACUGGUCAUGUUCCUCGCCAUACUCACUUCUCGGAAACAAGUUGAGGACUUCCGAAGAAGUAUACCGGUGAAGCUCCUCGUGGGAUUUAGCUCUCUGUUUGUGUCCAUUGCUGCGAUGCUUGUUGCUUUUUGUGCUGGGAAUUUCUUCCUGCUCAAGGACAAGUACAAGGAAAGUAUCAUAUUCCCUAUCUAUGUUGCUACUUGCUUGCCCGUGACUCUCUAUGCAAUUGUGCAGUUUCCACUUUAUGCUGAUCUUGUUAAAACUAUUCUCAAGAAGGUGCCACAGCCCAGUGGCAGGGGAGUCAAUUUUUAGUACUAUAGACUCUUGAUAGUGUGUGUGAUCUCAUGACUUUGGAUUUUUUAGUACCUUUAAUUGAAUUGUGUGUGCUGUGUUGUAUGCUACCUGUGUUUAGAGUUCAUAAUAAGUAUGUAUUUCAUUGUUUUCAAAUAAUAUAUUGAUUUUUGUACUGCA
Messenger RNA from Lotus japonicus, 2552 nucleotides. RefSeq lists its product as uncharacterized. Gene Ontology annotation, molecular function: protein binding. Bases 147 to 2393 code for a protein of 748 amino acids. The record is from RefSeq and is a predicted model, not a curated record. NCBI's taxonomy places the organism in Eukaryota, Viridiplantae, Streptophyta, Magnoliopsida, Fabales, Fabaceae. The transcript is spliced from 5 exons.